Molecule: messenger RNA, 511 nt
Organism: Closterium sp. Naga37s-1
Lineage: Eukaryota; Viridiplantae; Streptophyta; Zygnematophyceae; Desmidiales; Closteriaceae
Source: the annotation of a GenBank genome assembly
AUGCCUACUAAUCUGGGCCCGGGCGGCAAUCUCGAGGGCAUUCUCAAGUGGAGCCUCGCCCAUUCCGAUGGCACGGGUCCCGCCCGGCAGAUCACGGACGAGGAGCGGCAGUGGUUCAACCAGGCCAUGCAGGCGGCGGUGGUGGACAUAGUGCAGCGGAUGAAGGAGAUCAGCAUGGUCAUGGCCGUCACUGAAGAGGGACUCCUGGCGCAGGGCGUGACGGUGGAGGAGAUGGCGGGCAUGCUGGAAGAACUCCAGGAGCACGUGGAGUCGAUUGACAUGGCCAACGACCUGAAGGCCAUAGGAGGCCUGGAGCCGCUGCUGCGCUUCCUCCGCUCCCCUCAUGCGAUCCUCCGUGCACGGGCGGCGGAGGUGGUAACCACCAUGGUGCAAAACAACGAAAAGAGCCAGCGCAGCGUGAUAGAAGCGGGCGGCCAUCUGACCCUCAUGGAUAUGAUCCUGAACGAUGCUGACGUCACUGCCAGAACCAAGGCCGUGGGGGCAAUUUCAU